AUCCGACCGGUUACGAUGGACUAUAGAUACUAUCGACCCUCGACGCCCCCGCCCCCACACAUUUGGGGCGCAUUUCUCAUGGAGUCGUUCGCCACCGCAGCUUCGCCCAACCUCGCUUCCCCCCACCGCGAUUUCCCAAAAUCGCUUCCGCGCCCUCGUCCUCCUCUCUUCUUCUUCUUCCUUCGCCCUUACCAUCUCAGAAGGGGCGACGCGCGGGGAGGUCGGAUCGCCGCCGCGUCCUCGCCGAGCCCUUCCGAUGCGGCGGUGAGCGGAUCCUCGUCGCCAACGCCGGGUUCGUACGCGGCGGAGGCGUACGAACUCACCGCGGAGAGCGUGAACCGGGCCUUGGACGAGGUGCGCCCUUACCUCGUCGCCGAUGGGGGGAACGUCGACGUGGUCUCCGUCGAAGAUGGGGUUAUCUCCCUCGAGCUCCAAGGUGCAUGUGGAAGUUGCCCUAGUUCGACGACCACGAUGAAAAUGGGGAUCGAGAGGGUACUGAAGGAGAAGUUUGGAGACGCCGUCAAGGAUAUCCGCCAAGUUUUCGAUGAUGCACCGAUUGAAACGACUGCUCAGGCGAUAAACAACCAUUUGGAUAUACUGAGACCUGCGAUCCAAAACUAUGGUGGGAGUGUCGAAGUUAUUGCUGUGAAUAGCGGGGAUUGCCUGGUCAAGUACAUCGGGCCCGACUCCAUUGGUAGCGGGAUCAAAGCAGCUAUUAAGGAAAAAUUUCCGGACAUAGUUAAUGUUGUAUUUUACUAGCUUUUUGAGGCUUAAGAAAAUAAUGAAGUGAAAGAAGGAGAAGAGAUUUGUAGUUUUACUUUGUGUGAUGCUCUUAUUAUUUGUUUUUACAACUUGUUAGGCAAUGAGCUUUGAUGUACAUAAUAUAUGAUUAUUUUUGCUUCUGUGCCAACCUUUCCCUUUAUCUACAUGGUUA
Ananas comosus (pineapple) is the source of this 934-nucleotide messenger RNA. RefSeq names its product nifU-like protein 1, chloroplastic. The record is from RefSeq and is a predicted model, not a curated record. Gene Ontology annotation, molecular function: iron ion binding; iron-sulfur cluster binding. Bases 16 to 759 code for a protein of 247 amino acids. Gene Ontology annotation, cellular component: mitochondrion. The transcript is spliced from 3 exons. NCBI's taxonomy places the organism in Eukaryota, Viridiplantae, Streptophyta, Magnoliopsida, Poales, Bromeliaceae. Gene Ontology annotation, biological process: iron-sulfur cluster assembly.